Molecule: messenger RNA, 1049 nt
Organism: Juglans microcarpa x Juglans regia
Lineage: Eukaryota; Viridiplantae; Streptophyta; Magnoliopsida; Fagales; Juglandaceae
Product: acid phosphatase 1
Exons: 4
Coding region: 214-990 (258 amino acids)
Molecular function (GO): acid phosphatase activity
Source: RefSeq, a predicted model, not a curated record
CUAAGAUCAUUUACUUGAUCAGGUCCUGUUAAUACUAAUUAUUUUCAUGAUCGAUGGAUCAUGAGCAAAUUUGGUUCAGUAGUACUACGUACUUGGGAGUAAUGGUGCAAAACAAUCGUCCAUAGAUGGAUCAUCUGCAUGUUGCAUUAAUCAAGCUAGCUUGUCACUUCUAUUAAUAGCUAGCUCAAGAUCAAUAUCAUCGUGUACUCACACAUGAUCAAGGCCAUGGUACAUCGAAUACGGGAGGUAUUGAUUUUCUCCUUUGUAGCUCUAUUCUGCAAGGCUACCGGUGGGGCGCCUGCUGAUUGGUGGGCAACCUGGCCUCCUGAAAGUGCCAGCUAUUGCCUGAGCUGGAGGUUGGCCGUAGAGGCCAACAACGUGCGCGGCUGGCGAACAGUCCCAACUCAGUGCUUGGGCUACAUUGAAACAUACAUGAUUGGCGGACAAUAUUUCCGGGACCUCCGCUUAAUUGCAGACCAGAUUUUGAGUUAUGCCAACGAGAUAGUUCCAUCUGGCGACGGGAUGGAUGCUUGGAUUUUCGACGUUGACGACACCUGUAUCUCCAACAUAUUAUAUUACAGAGAUAAGCGAUAUGGGUGCGACCCAUAUGACCCGGUAGGGUUCAAGGCGUGGGCAACGAAAGCAGGCUGCACGGCGAUUCCUUCGGUGCUCCGAGUAUAUAACAAAUUGAUUGAGAGUGGAUUUAAGAUAAUCCUAGUCACGGGAAGAGACGAAGAGACCAUGGGCCCAGCCACUAUAGAAAACCUGAAUGACCAGGGAUUUGUGGAUUAUGAACGUCUCAUUAUGAGGACUGCAGCUUAUAAAGGGCAAAGCGCGGUGAAAUACAAAUCAGAAAUCCGGAAGCAGCUGGUAGUAGAACAAGGUUACAGAAUAUGGGGAAACGUUGGAGACCAGUGGAGUGAUCUUCAAGGGGAGUAUUUGGGCAAUCGGACUUUCAAGCUUCCUAAUCCCAUGUAUUUUGUUCCCUAAACUGAACAAUAAUAAUAAUAAUAAUAAUAAUAAUAAUAAUAAUAAUAAGCUUUGCUGCU